GUCGUGAGACGGUGCCGGAAAUUGUCUUUCGCCAUUGAUCGGGUUUUCUUGUUUGGGGUGAGGCGAGCGAGUCGGUAUGGAUUAGGAAGUCGAAAUAAUUAAGGUUAAAUGUAGCAACCGUAAAGCUCUGUGUUCAUUCCUAAGGUGCAUCAGCUUUAGCUCAACAUGUGUGCCCUUCCGACAGCCCCUCCGGGCAAGAGGAAAGAAAUCUACAAGUAUGAGGCCCCUUGGACUGUAUACAGUAUGAACUGGAGUGUGCGGCCGGACAAGCGCUUCAGACUUGCCUUAGGCAGCUUUGUGGAGGAGUACAACAACAAAGUUCAAAUUGUCUCCCUUGAUGAAGACACUUCUGAGUUCACGGGGAAGAGCACCUUUGACCACCCUUACCCGACCACAAAGAUUAUGUGGAUACCCGACACGAAGGGUGUGUUUCCAGACCUGCUGGCCACAAGUGGGGAUUACUUGAGGGUGUGGCGUGUCGGGGACAGUGAAACCAGACUGGAGUGCCUUCUCAACAAUAACAAGAAUUCUGAUUUCUGUGCUCCUCUCACGUCUUUUGACUGGAAUGAAGUAGAUCCUAACCUUUUGGGGACUUCAAGUAUCGACACAACCUGUACAAUCUGGGGAUUAGAGACAGGACAGGUGCUUGGGCGGGUGAAUCUCGUGUCGGGUCAUGUCAAGACUCAGCUGAUAGCCCACGAUAAGGAAGUCUAUGACAUUGCCUUCAGCAGAGCUGGUGGGGGCAGGGACAUGUUUGCUAGUGUUGGUGCUGAUGGGUCAGUGCGAAUGUUUGAUCUCCGUCACCUGGAACAUUCGACCAUCAUCUACGAGGACCCUCAGCAUCACCCGCUUCUGCGACUGGCCUGGAACAAACAGGACCCUAACUACUUGGCCACCAUGGCCAUGGAUGCCAUGGAGGUGAUUAUCUUAGAUGUGCGAGUUCCCUGUACACCUGUUGCUCGUCUGAACAAUCACAGAGCCUGUGUUAAUGGUAUAGCCUGGGCUCCUCACUCGAGCUGUCACAUCUGUACUGCAGCUGAUGAUCAUCAAGCCCUCAUCUGGGAUAUUCAGCAAAUGCCACGAGCCAUUGAGGACCCAAUCCUGGCAUAUACAGCAUCAGGGGAGAUAAACCAGAUCCAGUGGUCCUCAACACAGCCUGACUGGAUUGCCAUCUGUUAUAACAAUUGCCUGGAGAUCCUGCGGAUAUAAAAGAGUUCAUUUAAGGACAGAAGUGUAUCAUCAAGGCCAACCGUGUGCUCUGUGCAAGUAUUUCCAUGGAUUUACCAAACCUGGCAUCUUUAUCAUGAUCAUCAUCAAAAAAACAAAAAAA
This is a messenger RNA of Liolophura sinensis, 1330 nucleotides long. Its product is annotated as DDB1- and CUL4-associated factor 7. The record is from RefSeq and is a predicted model, not a curated record. NCBI's taxonomy places the organism in Eukaryota, Metazoa, Mollusca, Polyplacophora, Chitonida, Chitonidae. The transcript is spliced from 10 exons. The coding region runs from base 166 to 1209 and encodes 347 amino acids. Gene Ontology annotation, molecular function: protein binding.